UCUGGCUUUUCAGCAGAAGGAGAAAGAGAGCAGCUGCGUCCUGUGGCUCUUGGCUCCUGCACCGCAUCCCUGGGAUAUAAUUGCAACGCUUGCAUUCCUCUUGAUUGGGAUUUUGGGGAAGGAAAAAAGGAAGGAAGGAGAGGCGCCUAGCUCUGAUCAUCCGCAGUGGAUUACAAUCGCAAAAGGAUGACUCUGGAAGAAGAAGCGGCAGCAGCAUCAGCGCCUCUCUGCCCGAAAAGGAUGGAGGCCAAAGUGGGCCAAGCCUUGGAGAGGCUCCUGGCCGCAGCCCAGGCUCAGCGAUGCCUCACCCUCGGAGUCUACGAAGCGGCGAAGCUCAUGAACGCGGACCCUGACAGUGUGGUGCUCUGCCUGCUGGCCAUCGACGAAGAGGACGAGGACGACAUUGCCCUCCAGAUCCACUUCACCCUCAUCCAGGCCUUCUGCUGCAACAACGACAUCGACAUCCUCCGCAUCUCUGGCAUGGAGCGCCUGGCAGCCGUCCUGGGAGAAAGCGGGGCCCAGCCAGGCACCCCCAACGCCAACACUAACGCCAACCCUGCCGGGGAAGCUGAGCCGAAGGACCUCCACUGCAUCCUGGUGACGAAUCCGCACACAGAGGGCUGGAAGAGCCAGGGCCUGGCGGAGGUGGCCAGCUACUGCGAGGAUUGCCGGGGGAACAACCAGUGGGUGCCCUACGUCUCCCUUCAGGCGCGCUGAGCUCCCAGCCUCCUGCCCACGUCUUCCUGGUUUCGCCAAGAGAAGCAGACAAAGGAGACAACAAUGGAAAGGAGGAGGGAGAGGAAUGCCCCCUUUUCUUAAAACAAAAAAAAUUAAACGAGGCUCAGUCCGUCCGGUCAAGAGAGAGAGAGAAUGAGAGAGAGAGAGAAUGAGAGAGGUGGGGAUGACGAUGAGUCAGUCCCUGAGAAAGAGACGGAUGACGGCUGAGGAGAGGAGGAGGCGGAUGCGUCAGCUGAUUGCCGAGAAGGAAGAGGAGGCGCAUGGCGCAUGGCUGGCUGCAGCAGGCCCAAACCACAUGGAGAUGGACCCCUCUCCUUCUGUUUUCCUUUGCAGUGGUGUGUGAAUGCAGAGCAAGCAAUGAAGUGCCAGUGCCCAAGUGGCCUGCCUUUGCAGCCGCCUUCCUCUUCGGAGACUGAGUGCGGCAGCAUUUCUCUGCGCGGAAAAGGAUUAGGAGAGAAAGAAAAGCCCAAGCGUUUUGCCGUUUUGCCCUUGCUCAGGACUCUUGAAAUGGAGAGAGGAAGGAAGAGAGAAGAUGCGUCUUCACUAUUUUGAGCUUAACGCAGAAAUAAAAAGGGACCGACUUCAAAAGACAGCGGCAAAUAAACUUUCCUAUAUGUAUAUUUUUAACAAAGACUUGGAUGCAUCGAAGGAUUAUCUUUUUGAGAGAAAAAUCCCACACACAGACUCACAUGCAAAUCUUUUAACUUUUUUGCACUCUUAAGAGAUGAUUAAAAAUUGGAUUUAUUCUUCUACCUGAUUUGGAAAAUACAAUAAAAAAGUUAUAUCCUGAAA
This is a messenger RNA of Sceloporus undulatus (fence lizard), 1530 nucleotides long. RefSeq names its product growth arrest and DNA damage inducible beta (gene GADD45B). NCBI's taxonomy places the organism in Eukaryota, Metazoa, Chordata, Lepidosauria, Squamata, Phrynosomatidae. The record is from RefSeq and is a predicted model, not a curated record. Bases 187 to 717 code for a protein of 176 amino acids. The transcript is spliced from 3 exons. Gene Ontology annotation, cellular component: nucleus; cytoplasm. Gene Ontology annotation, biological process: regulation of cell cycle.